Molecule: messenger RNA, 909 nt
Organism: Epithele typhae
Lineage: Eukaryota; Fungi; Basidiomycota; Agaricomycetes; Polyporales; Epitheliaceae
Exons: 4
Coding region: 1-909 (302 amino acids)
Source: RefSeq, a predicted model, not a curated record
AUGUCCGACCACCAGUACCACUACCAACGCCGCGCGGACGACGCCGACCGUGACAGCUACGGCCGACCCUACCACUACCAGCGCCGGCGGACCUCCUCCAGCGGCCGUUCGCUAUCCCCCAGCGCGCACUCGAGCUCGAACCCGGGCCCGUCCUCGGUCUACCACAUCCGCAACUCGCGCACGCCGAGCGCGGUCCCCGGGAAGCCGGACAAGCUCGUCUUCACGACGACGUCCCUCCGGAACGUCGUCCUCGCCGACCGCCGCGACCGGCGGUACUACGAGGUGCGCACGCCGCCGUGGGAGCGGCACCGGACGCGCGUGGGCCGGAUGGACGCGGUCGUGUUCGAGCCGCUCGCGGAGCUCUUGAACGGGCACGCGCCGGUCCUGGGCGUGGGCUCGCCGGUGUCGGUCUCCGUCGCGGGGGGAGAGGGGAGGGGGCCGGGAUGCAGUCAUGAGGAGAGUGGUAAGGGGGAGUUGAAGCCGGUGGACGAGUUCUUGCAUGUGGAGGAGGGGCAUGUGCGGGGGCGCGAGAUGGAGGGGGGUCACGGUAAGAGCAAGGGCGACGCGGGAGCCGACGUCACUGUUGAAGCCGUGUUGAGCCCGACGGCGAAGGGGAAGCAGCGCAUGAAGGAUGCGGGUGCGGAUGAAUGGUGCGCAUGGUUCCGGGCAAAGGACGGCAAACGGUACACCUGGCAUGCCGGCCCGCAGCGACUCGAGCUUAUAUGUGAAGACCACCCCGCCCACCCCAUCGCAGCGUACUACAAGGAGAAGCGCUUCCUUGGUGUUCUGCGCAUCUCCCAAUAUCCGUACCUCGAGGUGGACCCGGUAUCGACUGCGAACAUUCUUGAUCAGCUCGUUAUUUCCUUUCUGCUUGUGGAGCGGCUCAGAAGGGAGCGCAAUUGGAGUUGA